Messenger RNA from Chironomus riparius, 1467 nucleotides. Lineage: Eukaryota; Metazoa; Arthropoda; Insecta; Diptera; Chironomidae. The record is from the annotation of a GenBank genome assembly.
UAAUAAUUGUGAGUAAAAUUAAGAAAAUAUUAAAUCUGGUCCUUAAUUCAAAAGUUGUUUCAGUGCUGCAAAGAUGAAAGUUCAAUGUAAUUAUUAUGAACAUUCCUGGCCAAAUUAUCCAAAUAAAUUCUACUGCUGUGAAGUGAGAAGUCAACAAAUUGUGGAUGAUCAAGAACUUGAAUUUAUUGGAAAUCAUUUAAACUGUAAAACAAGCAAUGAUGUGACUUUUAUUUAUUUUUGCAAUUGUAAUUUGAACAAACUUCCUAAAAAUCUUUCUAAAGUCUUUCCAAAUUUAAAUAUUAUUGUUAUUUCCUAUUCAAAAUUAAAAACAAUUUGUAAAAAUGACUUGAGUGGAUUUAAAAAAUUGAAAAUAUUUUCUUGCUGUAACAAUGACAUUGAGUUUGUUCCUGGCAAUCUUUUUGAAGACUUAAGAUGUUUGGAAUGGAUUACAUUUUAUAUCAACAAAAAAUUAAAAAUAAUCGAGCCAAAUUUAUUGAAUAAGCUUGAAAACUUAAAAUGUGUCCAUUUAGAAAAAAAUUUAAAUCAUAACAUUGAGUUCACAGUUUGGAAUUCACCAACAUCAACACUUGAUGAAGUUAAAAAUGAUCUUGCUGAAAAGUUUUUUGCAUUGGAUUUGCCAUCAGUGAAAGAUUUUAUCAUGAAGCAGAAGGAUCCAUUAAAAGAAUUAAAGAAAUAUUUGACAAAAGUCAAAACAACUAAAGCCAAUGAAAAAAUAUUGAAGCUGAAGAACGAAAUCACAAAAGAUUCAAUCCAAAAUGAUCUUCUCGGUGACCUCAAAAAGUUCCUACAGAACGAAAACGUCAAAGACUUCAAAAUCAUCAUCGGUUCCAAAGAAUUCAUGGUCCACAAGUUCCUCUUAGCUGCUCGCUCUCCAACUCUGGCUGAAACAUUCAGCGAAAAUCCAGAUGCAGAAAGCCUCAAACUUAUUGACAUCACUGAGGAAAUGUUUGAGAAAAUCUUAAAAUUCCUUUACACUGACGAACUUCCAGGCGAGGCUGGGAUGAAUUAUGUGCAACUUUUUGGAGCUGCUGGACGUCUGCAAAUCAUCGAGCUUAAGAACUUUGCAGUUGAGAAGAUUUUAGAAAAUAUCAGUAAUUUAAAUGCUUUGGAGCUUCUUACAAUGGCCAACAGAUACAAAAAUGAUGAAUUGAUACAUGCGGCAUUCGAAGAAGUGAAAAAAAAGUAUCCAGAAAUUCCAUUUAAAGAUGACUGGUCCAAAGAUCCAGAACGAAUAAAAAAAGUCAUCGAAGCUUUAAGAAAGAAGGAAGAAGCGAUAAAAAGAGCUGAAAGUGAAUUUAAAAGUUUAUUGAUUUAAGGAGGAUAUUUGGACAAAUUACGACGUAAACGAAAAAUAUUGUAGACUUAGCACACAUAUGGUUCCCAAAUGAUGCUGAGUAAAGUUUAAAAUCAUAAUUUUUUUGGUGAAGGAUAAAAAAUAUAAAAAAC